This is a messenger RNA of Patella vulgata (common limpet), 4552 nucleotides long. Its product is annotated as palmitoyltransferase ZDHHC2. The coding region runs from base 165 to 1196 and encodes 343 amino acids. The record is from RefSeq and is a predicted model, not a curated record. Gene Ontology annotation, molecular function: protein-cysteine S-palmitoyltransferase activity. Gene Ontology annotation, biological process: protein targeting to membrane; synaptic vesicle maturation; peptidyl-L-cysteine S-palmitoylation. Gene Ontology annotation, cellular component: endoplasmic reticulum; Golgi apparatus. NCBI's taxonomy places the organism in Eukaryota, Metazoa, Mollusca, Gastropoda, Patellidae. The transcript is spliced from 12 exons.
CCGGAUGUUGGCAACUGAUCGAUAAGAAUAUGUCGGAGGAAUGAAAUUCUCGUCAAAGUCUUGGACAAAUGAACAAAAACUACACCUUUUUGGAAAGAAGCCAAAGCUUUAUUCAUGUAGAAAGUAAUAUUGAAUAUUGGAGGGACAUAAAACUUUAGCUUACCAUGGCUCCCUCGUGUGUCAAUACGUGCUGUUCAGCCGUCAAAUGGUCGCCUGUAAUUUUCAUCACGGCUAUUGUCGUCUGGUCUUAUUAUGCUUAUGUUGUACAGAUGUGUCUUUUUGCUGUUGAAAGUAUACCAGAAAAAGUUAUUUAUCUUUUACUAUACCAUCCAGUGUUGGUGAUGUUUGUUUGGUCCUAUUGGCAGACUGUCUUUACACCAUAUGGACCUGUACCUAAAUCUUUUUAUAUGAGUACAGAAGAAGCUGCUGCAUUAGAAAGAGAACCAAGUGAAGACAGACAAAGAGAAAUAUUGAAAAACUUUGCUAGAAAUUUACCGGUAUUAAACCGUACAAUGUCUGGAGCUCCAAGAUAUUGUGAAAAAUGUCAUUGUAUAAAACCAGAUAGAUGUCAUCAUUGCUCAGUCUGUUCCGCGUGUGUUCAAAAAAUGGACCAUCAUUGUCCAUGGGUAAAUAAUUGUGUUGGUUUUACCAAUUACAAGUUUUUUGUGCAGUUUUUAGGCUAUGGCUUAUUAUAUUGUAUUUAUAUUGCUUUAUCAACACUGAAGUAUUUUAUUCUCUUUUGGACGAAUGGUGCUGAAGGUGGAAUGGGCAGAUUUCAUAUAUUAUUUUUGUUUUUUGUUGCCAUAAUGUUCGGUAUUAGUCUUAUUUCACUGUUUGGCUAUCAUAUAUUUCUAACACUUCACAAUAGGUCAACAUUAGAAUCUUUUAGGCCACCAAUCUUCCAAUCCGGAGCAGAUAAAGAUGGUUUUAGUUUGGGUACUAAAGGUAAUUUUAAAGAAGUUUUUGGUGACGACCCUAAAAAAUGGUUUUUACCUGUAUUUUCUAGUAUAGGUGAUGGGGUCUCUUAUCCAACUCGACAUCCACCCAUGGUUGGCUAUCAGACAAUGGGCAGCACUAAUCCUCCCAGUGUUGGGGAUGGAAUAAACUUUCCUACUCGUAAUAUUGACAUCGAUUCUGAUACCUUAUUGGGGGAUAGACAAAGAUGGAUGGAAGAAGGCAAUGAACCAGGUAAGUAAGGUGAUAGCAGUGACGGAUGUGAAAACAAAGCUUUACAAUGACUUAAAGAGAAGCCAAAUAGUUAGAUAUUGUUACAAGUAGACAAAUCUGAUCAAAAUCUAUUGAUUGUUGUUAUUUCCAAAAUUUAUUAGAUACAAUAUUGAUUUAUAUUAAAAAUGCAUAUACUAUGGUAGGGUGCCCCACACAGAAUUUGCACUAUUAAAAGUUGAAAAUACUUCUGCAAAUGUUCACGUAGAUGUUCAAAUAACGAUUUCUCAAGUGAUUUCUCUGUAAUGUUUCAUAUAAAAUAGUCUUGAUUAUACAGGUCUGUCAAAAAGCCAGAGAAAAGUCAAUAGACUGGAUUAACACGACUGAUUUCAAACCCUAAACAUGAAACCUAUUUUGCACUGUUUAUUUAGUGAUCAUAAAUGGGGAAAACUAGUUAAGGUUUGUUAUAUAAUAUAUGAUAUAUCUUGAGAUAUUUAUGGUGGGGUACACUAACUAUGGUCAACUUGAACAUAACUUUUAUAUUUUAUAUUGUGCAUUGAUACUGAAACUGCUUAUUUCAAAUUUGUAAAAGCAUACAUCAGUAAAGACUUUAAAUUUACUGCUGAUUUGGUUUGGUAACUAUACGUAACCCUUUAGCAUUUGGACUACUCGAAACUAGUGCUCCUUAUGCUGACCCAAUGUGGAAAGCUGUUUAGUGAUAGUGAAUAGUCAUUCCCAUGACUAUUAGUUUGACUCAGUUUGAGGAUAAACUAGUAUGAAAUAUAUCACUAGGUAGUCAAUAUUUACCUGUACCAUGUGCUAAAGAGUUAACUCGGAUUUAAUAACAAAACCAAGCACAAUACAUUUAAUUAGCAUAUUACAAAUAUUUAGUAUAAACCAGGAUUAUCAACUAUAUCAUCUAAAAUCUUAAUCUAAAACUCUAGCUAGAUCCUUAUUCAAAAUAUUUUAAUUUAAAAAUUCUUCUUAACUCUUUGAAGUCCUAACAUUCUUGUUAUUCCUUUACCUCAAAGUAAAUAGUAUACUAUACACUAGACAAUUAAAUACAAUGCUAGUAAAAAUAUGUUUUCUUUUUAAGAAAUCAAGAUUAAUAUUGAGUCUAUCACAACAUUAUAUCUGUCUCCGUUUUGUAAAGUUAAUUGAUUUUAUGUGCUUCAAGCAGGUUUAUUGAAUAACAUGAAGGUUAUGCUAUAUAAAGAUGAUUAUUAUUAUUGUGUGACAGUCUAAAACAAUAGUGAGGUGCAGUCUGAAAACUAUUACCGGUAUAAAGUUAUUUUAUGAGAGAGAGUCUAAACAAGUAUAAUUGAAAGCUUUUUAAUGAGGGACAGUCUAAAAACAUUGUCAAAACAAUAUUAGCAAGUUAUUAAAAAGGAUCAAGUCACCACAUUUUCUUGCCUUUUUUUUUUAAAGGGGGUAAUAUUAAUAAUAAGCAAUAAUAAUUGUUAAUUUUAAAUGUUGUAAGAAAUUUCAGCAUUCCCAUCAUUGAAAUAUGCAUUAAUUCUAGUUGGCAUCCAUUUUGUAUAUACAUGUACAUGUACCAUACUUAAAUUCCUAAGUAAUUUGUUGUCAAGUGUACAUCUCUUAAUGAUCUCGGCAAUGCAUUGUGUUUGAACAUACAUUAAUACCUUGAUUAAAUAUUUUGUAAUAUAUGGACAAAUACAAGGAAACUAACUUUCAAUAAGAAUUAUAUUUUGGCAAAAAUAUGUGAAAAUAUGUAUUUCAUUAAAGAAAAUUUGUGUACAACUUUGUGUUUGUGAAGACUAAUCAUUUACCUUGUAAAACUGUGAAGAGCUCUUUUCAAAAAUGUGAUAAAACCAUGCUAGAUUUUUUGAAAAUUUCUUUUAAAGUUUCAAUGGUGAAAUAAUGUUAAUAAACUGAAAAGAGAGCUUCAUUCUUUGAAAUAGCUGUAUUCCUGAAUGGUGACUAGGGCUAAUCAAAAGUUAUGUCUUCUUUAUUUUAUUAGAAAUGAUUUUUGUUGUAACUUUUGUCAAUUCAGGGGAAUACAAGAAAAAGGAUGUAAAUAUAAUGAUAAUUGCUAUAUCCAUCCUAAUGUAUAAAGUUAUUAAAUAUUGUAAAUAUUAUUUAUAUUGAAAUUGUUAGAUAGUGGUUUUCAUUGCUGUGAAAUUCUCCGUUUUAUAGAGUUGUGUAUAUUGCUGCUUGUAUCAAAGAUUUAAUUUUUUAGAGGCACAGGAGGUCACUUCCAUAGAACUUUUUCAUGUGAUUAUAGUAUUCAUCUACCGGUAUUCAAAACCAACAAUUCCAUGAAAGUGACAUCCAUUCUCUGGUUUAAUGACAUGUAUCUCAGUCGGUAUAGAUAUGUUUAUUAUUAUUAUAAAUAUGUUUAUUGAAAUCACCUAGUAUUAUCUUAGUACUCUUGUUUCAUUUAAACAUUGUUCUUUUAGACGUCAUUUGUUAAACUUAGAUUUUUGUUAUUUAGAAACAAACUUAUUCUACGCAUUUGAUAUGUUGCUUUCUAGCCAUGGUCCCCCCAACAAAUUGUUAGUACACUCAAUGCCUUGGAUCUUUCUGUCAAUGGCAACCUCAAUGCCCAUUCCAUUUCUUCAGACUACACCACAAAUUUAAUGACUAUUGCCAUUGAUAUGUUGUGUAGGAAAGUUUAUUAUGCCUUAUUAGUGCAGGCUAUCCAGUCUAGACUUAUCUUUUUAAUGCUAUCCCGACUAUAUGAGCUUAGUAAGCCUUGAUUUUGUUAUUAAAAUUAUUGUAGAAGGAAGUUCCAAGGUAUUAAAAUGCUACUAAAAGAUGUCUCUAUGUCCUAGAUAAUGCAAAAUGAAUAAAUUGAAAAUUUCGGUCAAAUUACAUUUUUCUGAGUGAAUGUAUUACCAUUUUAAGUUUUGACAAGAUGUGGCAUAGAUUGUUUAUUAUCGUAACAACAGUACUUGUUAUUCGAGACUUAGCUUUGCUUCGCCAUUUUUAAAUUAAAUCAUUAAAUGGUGACAUUGUUUUAAUCCGAUAAUCUUGUAAAAAGGUGAUUUAUAGGCAUGUCAUGUGAAUAAAUGUCUAAAUAAUAGUUUAUAUAACUUUUUAAGCCAAAAUUAAGAACUGCAAUUAGCUCUUACAUAAUGCAUCUUUAAUAUUGAAUUUUUAUGAAUAAUAAAAUGUUUCAAUUUGUCUAAACAAAAACUAAAAAGACAUGUUGACGUUGUUAAUAGUACUGUUGUACACUAGAGCCUAUGUAGAUGAGAAAAUAUAUGAUGUCAACGUCGUUGUCAUAUUUCACGUAAUAUAUACUACUAUUAAUUUAAGAAUUUUUUCUGUGAAGACUAUAUUUUUUAUACUGUACUAGAAGAAGUGAUAUGUUAAACGCAUUUUUAUUUAUAUGCCGUUUCCAAAAUAAAUCAUUCAAUUUAUU